GUGUGUGUGUGUGUGUGUGUGUGUGUGUGUGUGUGUCACAGGAAGAUUCAGAGGGAGAGGGAGAGGCGCACAGAGGCAGUGUUUGAGAUACAGCCGAGUGUGUGAGGAGGAUACAGAGACUGGGAUGCUGGCGGCGUUUCUCCGCAUUGAUGGUUAAAAUGGCGAGAGCUUGUUGGACCGGACCAAACCUCUAAACUGUAGCACAGUGCGUCCCAAGUCUGUGUCUGGAUUUAGGCUUGCUCACAUUUCUCUUCCACCUUCUCGUUUGUAUUAGCCUAUUUUACGCGUGCUGGACUAUUUCUGUGCGUUUCAAUGGCAUCCACAAGGCGCCGCCGCCUGGUUCAGACUUUUUGGGGGAUUCUCCUCAAGGCAUUGAUCGGUGUGAUGAGUGGAGCCGAGCUCUCUUUCAAGCUGGAGCCCAGUGACAUCAUUGCUGUUCAGGAGCAGCCGCUGAUGCUCCACUGCCAGGUGGACGGCAUCCCCCCCAUCACCACACAGUGGAGGCACGACGGCCUGCUCGUACCUCAGGACCGCCAUCACACCACCUUCAUCAACGGCUCGCUCCUCGUCGCUCACUUCCAGAAGACCAAGUCAGACGGCUCGUCGGACGAGGGCGACUACGAGUGCAUGGCCCAGAAUUCGUUUGGGCGGGUGGUGAGCCGAAAAGCCCGCAUCCAGGCAGCCACUAUGGCAGACUUCCACGUCCAACCAGAGUCGGUGCUCGCUGAGGAGUCUGGUGUGGCUCGUUUCCAGUGUCAGAUCCACGGUCUACCAGAACCUGUUAUUAGCUGGGAGAAGGACAGCCGUCCUGUGGACACUGCAGACGAGAGGUACACUCUUCUACCAACAGGUGUUCUGCAGAUCACAGGUGUGCGUGAGGAAGACAGUGGCAAGUUCUGCUGUGUGGCUCAUAACAGCGCGGCAGUGAAGCACAGCGCAGAGGCGCUCCUUACGGUUUCUGACUCCCAGUCAUCUGUUUACAAAGAGCCGAUGAUUGUGGUCGGCCCAGAGAACCUGACCCUGACUGUUCACCAAACUGCCAUCUUGGAGUGUGUUGCUACGGGAUACCCUCGACCCAUUGUGUCCUGGAGCAGACUAGAUGGCCGGCCCAUUGGUGUGGAGGGAAUUCAGGUACUCGGCACAGGGAACCUGAUGAUCUCAGAUGUUGGUGUGCAGCACUCAGGCGUCUACGUGUGUGCUGCUAACAAACCAGGAACCCGCGUCCGGAGGACGGCUCAAGGACGCCUAGUGGUCCAAGCUCCAGCCGAGUUCGUUCAGCCUCCUCAAUCCAUCGCCCGGCCAGUCGGCACCACCGCCAUCUUCACCUGCCAGGCUCAAGGCGAGCCCGGACCGCAGCUCACCUGGCUGAAGAACGGACAAGUUCUAGAGACCGGUCGACAUGUCAAACUCAGGAACAACAACAGCACUCUGACGAUACACAGCAUCAGUCAGGAGGACGAGGCCAUCUACCAGUGUAUCGCCGAGAACAGCGCUGGCUCCACACAGGCCAGCGCCCGCCUCACGGUGCUCUGGGCCGAUGGACUUCCUGGUGUGCCCACCAACGUGCAAGCUGAGGCCCUUUCGCCGAACACCAUCCAGGUGUCCUGGAGAGAGCCUGAGCAGAACACUCAGGACAUCAUUGGAUAUGUUCUCCACAUUCGCAGAACGUCAGACCCAUUGGAGAUGGAGUAUGAGGAGGCGGUCAGUAAGGUCACGCUGCAGCAGGUCAUCCGCGACCUGGAGCCCUCCACCAGCUACACCUUCUACGUCAAAGCCUACACUUCCCACGGAGCUAGCAAACCAUCCGACAGCGUCAGCGAGAGCACUCGUGGAGAGGUGCCAGCUCCUCCCUCCCUCUUCACAAAGGUGCUGAACAGCAGUGUUGUACAAGUGAUGUGGGAGUCUUCCCCCAAGAUGGGCCAACAUCAAGGCUUCAGGCUUUACUACAGGAGCGCGCAGGCGCCUGCGUUCGCUGGUCCUACCACCUUCCCCCGUAACGUCACCCAGUGGAACAUCACUCAGCUCGACUCUUCACUCGUCUAUGAAAUAAAACUCCUCGCGUACAAUCAACACGGAGAUGGAAACGCAACCACGAGAUUUGUUUCGCUUCGGGAGACUCUGGAGAAAUCAGUGCUGGACGGCUCGUGUGACUGCUUACAAGAUGAACAGAGCAAAACAUCCACCACGGGCAUCAUAAUUGGAAUCCACAUUGGAGUGACCUGCAUCAUCUUCUGCGUGCUCUUCCUCGUCUUCAGCUACCGGGACAGGUUAAUGAUGUGUAAGACGGUUCAGGCCACCCCCCAGGCAGCACACAGCGCAGCGCUGGAAUCCUCUUCCUCCUCUCAGGGGGCCUCCGGGCUCAACGGGGCCGCCAGGAGAGAGAUGGAGGUCAACGGCAGCGCCGCGGGGAAGAAAGUGGUCGACAGCAACGAGCUCCAGAGACUAUUCAGGCAACAUAACCCACAAGACACGUGCACGCCUGACUCGUACGUACUAAACGACAGCCAGCUGUCUACGAUACCACUGGACGAGUUUGCAGAGGAGAGGGAGACGCCUUUCCAGGAGCACCCUUCAGCCAGAGCGGCUCAGCAGGACCAAGGCUGAUCAUGUAUGAAGGCCCCUUCAAGUGGCACCUUCCUGUGUCCACUCAGACUUUUUCUCACUCAGGUUGACAAGUGUUUCUUUUUUAAAAUAGUCUUUCCUGUCAUGCAAAGAUUUUUUUUAUAAGAAAGUUAAGAGGUUCUAGAAGAUCUGGGAAGGUGUAGAGGAGUGUUGGAUUCUAUCUUUUUGCUUCUUUUCUUUUCUGCUUUUGGCUGGGAGUCUUCUAGCUAGGUGGACCACUUUAAAUGUGUUUUGCGUAUUUUCUGGUGUUUGGCAGCACAGAGAUGAGAGACCGUUGAAUGUUCCUGUUGUAAACUUACAUCUUUUAGGGUUAAAUGUUGACCCCAUCUCACUUCGCAAUGUGAAAUUGUCACAAAACUCCACAGAAAAGGAAGUUUCAAUCAUUUUGUUGCCGUUUUAUGAACUAUUGAACACGUGUCUAAAGUCUGACUUUAUAUCGACAUGUUAACAUUGUUGAAAUGUGUGCUAAACUUUCAAGCAUCUUGGAAAACUCCGUUAAGGAGGCGUUGUACUACGAAACCAACGAAAAUAUAAUAUUAAUUAAUUAAUAAGACAUACACAACAUGUAGUUGAUAAAAAAAAGAUUUAAUUAAAUGCAACAUCUACAAAAAUGGUCCAAACGGGACGAAGGAGUGAAUUUUUGUGACUUUUUCACAUUGAGAUGUACUUUAUUUUUGAGACUAUAUUUGUGCAUAUACAGUAUAUAAGUUAUUGGUUCUAAAGUAUUGCUCUUAUUCUUGGUUUUCUGUAAGUGUUGAAGACUCUUGCUGCCUGCUCCACCAAUGAUCCCACCUUCUGACUCACAGGAAACCUCAAACUUCUUCCAGGGAUUCAAAAUAUUCUGUCUCAGGACUUUGUUUCAGUGAUAUCAACAUUUUUUAUGAGUUCUCGGCCUUCGUACAGGUACUAGACUUGGUUGUGUGAACCUUGCAACUGAACAAAAAAAAACUACCUCAACCGGAAUGAAUGUGUAAUGGGAGGUUUGAAGGACUUUAACUCCCCGUGUGAUCACAACUACUCAAAUAAGGAGGAACCUCCUGCGUGGUCAAGGUGCCACUCUACCUCAGAUGUCAGCAAUCGUCUCUCCUCUCCUGCUUACUGACGUGAAAUGGACAAAAAGAGCAUCCAACAUGAAGCACUUCCAAAUGCUGAACUUAAUGUUCUACCUCAAGAUGACAAAAUUAAUGUUGUCACUCUUGUUGUUGUUGUUGUUGUUGUUAGCCUUCUUAUUGCAUAAUGAAAACCCUUUUUUCCCCUCUCUGUGAAGUCCUGGACAUCAUGUUUGUAGCGUGUCAGUACCUCAUGCUAGCUGAUCGACUGAAGACUUUAUUUACGGCGUGCUGAGAAGUUGCAUGGAUGAAACCGGAGACUUUUAUUUUGAAGUCACCUCAUCGUUUCACUGGUAGUUUGAUGAAAGGAUGAUCAGAGAUACACUGCAGCAGUGAUACCUUUUAUUUACUGUUUUAAAGAUCAUAUUUAUUGUAAAUUGGAGGUAAAAGUCAACGAUUUACAGCUUUCACUGCGGUUUACAUGUGUGUAUGCUUGUUUUUCUCAUUGCUGAACACACACAGGGUGUUUAAAACAUCCGUUAUGUGUAAACACGGUGCAUGCUAAGGUCAUGUGGCUGAAGUUUAAUAACGGCUCUAAAAUUAUUGCUUAAAUCUCUUCUUCGAUAUGCUGAACAGUUUUAGAUACUUCCCGUAAGUUAGAUGAGAGGAUCAGUAUUUUCUCACAUACAUGUUUUUAAUAUUAAAGUUGCAUACGUUGUUUGUGAUUAGCUUAGCAUAUAGCUAUCCCUUAACAUUAAACAAACAUGGUUUAUAAAUUGAUUAUUGAGCAAAGAUUAGCCACAGCGUAAUCUCUGGUUGGUGUUUAGGAAGACAUUUUAAUUUCUUUCUGUUGAAAAUGACAUUUUUAGUGUAAUCAAAGCCUGGCUGAUGGCAACUAACUAAACUCACCACCACUUCUGUAGCAGAAUAAACUAGAUCAUCUUGUUUUAUCUUUGAAAGGAUUUUAUUUUUACAUUUUGAGAGACAUUUCCAAGGUUCAGAGUGGUACUCCUCUCGUAUUUUAUCUAGCUUUGCCAGAAAGUGCGUUUGCACAUUUACAGAAACACUUAAUCUUGCCAUCAAAGACGUUUGAAAUGUAAAAUGACCUAAAACUUUUCAAUCAGUGUUUCGCUAACUCUCUUUGAGUUUGUGUUGCUGAAGUACUUUUGUUCUUUUGAUUUCUUGUAUUAUUUCCACCAUGCCUUCUUUUGAAACAAAACAGUAGCCUUUUACACGUCGGGUGCCCGCUAGACGAGACGAUUGCUGAUCAUUUGUCUGCUCAUUAUUUCCAAAACUGCAAUAGCUGCUCACUCUUCUCCCUCCCGUCAACUCUGAUUUAGUUAAAGUAGUUCAGGAUCACUUUGCUUGUUGUCGUUAGACGCUGAUGACCACAGCUAGAGCUGGCCGAGGGAGAUAGAUGAUUGUUAAGUAGCUGAACAAUCCCAGGGCCUCUCUACGCCACUUCCUGUUGUGUUCUCAGAUGCUGUAGAGGAACACUUCAACUCCUUCUGGUUACCUACCUCAACAGUGUUCUUGGCCUUUUCCUCAGGUCCAAAUGAAGAAAACUACAGAGUGUGAAAACAAUGAAAUAGUGGAGAAAUAACCCAAACGUGCAGCUGUAACAACACUCAGCCAGACAAACGGAGGGAGAACUUUUCAGGACCUUUAUGUCAUGCACUAUUGAAACGGUUCAUACUUCACUUCUAGUGGUUGUAGAUGUGUUUCAUGUUUCUUCAUAUGAGUGUGUGACAACCUUUUCCUCUCCCUGGGAGUUUAAUUAGGUCACAAAUUGGUUUAAUGAUUUUCCUUCCUGGCUGAGCCUGACGUACAACCUCAAACAUUUUAAAUUCAAAUUGUUUACAAAAGUGUCCAGAACUGGAGGCACGAAAAGGAUCUCCUUUAAAAAUGAGGACAUUUAAACACCUUUAUCUGAAUUUUGCAUUUACGGGCAAAGAAAUGAAGGGAGAGUAUUCUGCCUGGAGGAUUGUCCAUCCCAGCGGAGAGCUGUGAGUGUCUCCACGUUGUGUCAUUCUCAUGUGUCAUGCAAACCAGCAUUAUUGUACUUGGAUCAUCUCUAAAUUCAUACGUUGGUGUUUCUUUUUCUGCUGAUGUUCUUUUUGCGUGUAUUUUUUUGUAUUUAAUUGUUGAUAUCACGUUGGAAGUGCUGAACAAAUCUGGUCAAAAACCCAACACCAAUGUCUCUAAUGUUUAUAUUUAUUAACUAUGUGAGAGACGUGGUCUCCGAGGCUGCAGCAGCACUAAUCAGUGUUUUGUUUUCUCCGUUGGACGUAGUUUCGUAGAGAUACGAGUGGUGCGUUUUUCUUUUGUACUCGGUUCCGUCGUCGUAGUCGAAGUUUAAUCUCUUGCAGGAAAUUGCUGUCCCUGUGGACGUGACAGGUCUGAGUGCCGGACUAUUUAACCGGAUCCACAAGAAAUGUGGUUCAGGGGUGGUCACGUUUGCGUGAUUGAACUUUGACAAGUCGGGUUGUCAUAUUGCAGUAUAAUAUAAAAACUUUGAUUUAAUAGGGUGCUCAAAGCUGUCCCCGCUUCCUGACUGGUGCUGUAUCUCCAUCAGAGGAACAUACGGUACGUGUACUUAUUGUAGUUUCUGUCUUCAUAGUUUACAGUCUACUGAAGCGCUCUGUUGUCAAACACUACUUCCGUCAGAUAGCUAAACUGUUACGCUCCUUGUUUGAGAAUCCUGAUCUUUGGUUCAGAUUAUUGCGUGCUCAGGGACUCGUUGAUCCUUGAUCUCUAUGUAUGUCAACAAAAAGGUCCUCGUGAUCUUCAUUUUCUCCUGUAAAUUCUGCAUUUUGCCCAGGUCAGACACAUUUGCUGUAAGUGGUCGCAACCUCUGUAGGUCGUUUUAAGUAAACAAGAGACAAAAUGGCAAAAUAAUGAGCAUCUAAGCACCGCCGCUGUCUCCUGUUUGGCCAUUUUGCAAGAAUAAAAAGGAGCGCUGUCAGUAAAUUGUUAAUUUGCUUCCUCUGUGCACCCAAAGGGGUAGAAACACACUAGCAGUGGGUUAAAUCUGCCUUCAAAAAAAUGUCAACGUGAUCAUUUGGAUUAAAUAAAAUAAUUAUUUAUUGCUUUUCUCAAUCUUGCAGGUUAUUUGUUUAAUUAUAUUCUGGUUAGAUCAGAAAAUCAGAUGAGCUAGAUUGAGCUUUAGAAGAUUGUGAAAAUGUAUUGAUCUUUCAGGGUUUUUAUGGAGCGAUCAGUCAGGUUGUUGUAGAAAAAUGGACGGUAGAUUAAUCUGUGGUUGCCGCUGUAGUUCAGCCUCAGGUUCUCUUAGAGAAAGCGUGGAACGUUUAUUUUACGGUGAACAUGCUGCCAGUUUAUGGCUCAAACACUUACCACGGCCUUCUCUCUUAUGCAUUUACUAAACACAGGUGAACAGAUCACGUCAGGAGAACAUAGAACCGUCUGGCUUGAUUGGCGUGGUGCCGCAUGGCAGAUGAGUGAUUCUGUAGAUAACGGUGAGGAUGUUCAGCAGACCAGAGAUAUUAAAGGAUUUUUCCCUUUAUCAAAUGCUCACACUAGAUGCAAUCAGACCUUUCUGUAAGUACCCUUGACAUUAAUCAAACUGGUGCCAAAUGACCAUCCUGAUACGAUUGUGCGUUACUUUGAAUUCCAGUGAAAUAAUUUCUCUUUUUAUCUUUUUGGCAUUCUUCUCCGAGAGCCCAAUGACCACACAUGUCAGAUAAUCUAGAGUUCCAGACUUCUUUUUCGUCAGAUGGUGACCGUUUUUUUUUACGUUUGAGAUCAGUAUUAUAUUUUACCCUCUACUUUCUCAAAGACUGAAUCCAGAGUAUUUAAAGGUAGUAGGCAGAGGUAAAUCUACAGUAGAUCUGCAUGGAUAAAAAAACAAAACAACAAAAAAAUAAAUCUGACGUGUUAUUUUUAGCUCAACUGAAAAGUGUUGGUUAAUUCUUAUUGGACUUGUGAUGGUAACACUGUGAUAUUCCGCCAAAUAUUGGCAAAAAUAAUGUUGUGAUCUCAGUAUGGUACUAUUGAUGGUCCUGUCUCACAUUGUCGGUCGAUCUGUUAUAAUAGUGUGUAUUGAUGAAAAUACGCUGAGUGACCUUUCAAGUUGACAAAGUCCGUCUUGCCCUCGUUGGCGCCCGAUGAUCACCUCAUCCUCAUCCUGUUCCCACCUGACAUCUUGUCCACGCGAUCGUCUCAGGGGGAGGUUGUGUCACUCUUUGUAAAAAAAACACACUGUGUCCAUUUUCCUUCAUGGCCCGCCUUUUGCUUGAGGAGAAUGCCUGACUUUUAUAGAUUUUGCUGACAUAAGAUAAAACUUCUACGUUUCUCCGAGGAAUCGCCACACCUAUUCUGCAAAAUCAGGGAAAAUUCUUAUUAGCUUCUGAGUUAAAACAAUGAAAUGUAAUUUCUGCUCACAGAAACAUGGCUCACAACACGUAAAAGUGUAGAGAAAAAAAACGGCUAAAACUGCUUAUGCUUGACGGCAUAAUAAGAAUAUAAAAAUCCCUUCAAGGGGAAAAAUCAUAUCAAUAUGUUGACAGCAUGUAGGCGUAAGGAUAUUUGACCCGCUCUCGCCCAGUGAUGCCACCAGGAAUUUUACUCUUGCACAGAAUCAAAGAACUUAUUGAGGAAUUGGUAAAACUGCUAAAUGAGUCAUUUUAUUUGCUGCAGGAUUAAAACUUUAUCUUGAAAUGUAGGAAACUUCAAAACUCUGAGCCCUGAAGGACUUUAUGAUUAAAGUGGCAGUGUGUAGCUCCCUGGCACUAGGGGGCAGUAUGUACAUACAUUUCAGGGUAGUUUUACACCAUAUUACCGUGACUGUCGCUGGUUUAAAAACACAUUACAAUAAAGCCCUUUUCAGAUAGACAUUCCGGAAUAUGUGUGGACAAUUCAGUCUGGUUUUUAACCAGAACUGUGUUUUCAGACACACCACUUUUGUACCGGAACUUGUCCUUUCGGCUGCCUUCACACAGCAGGGAAAAGUUCCAGAUGUCUGGGGGGGGG
Molecule: messenger RNA, 8660 nt
Organism: Nothobranchius furzeri (turquoise killifish)
Lineage: Eukaryota; Metazoa; Chordata; Actinopteri; Cyprinodontiformes; Nothobranchiidae
Gene: igdcc3
Product: immunoglobulin superfamily, DCC subclass, member 3
Biological process (GO): cell-cell adhesion
Molecular function (GO): protein binding
Source: RefSeq, a predicted model, not a curated record